Messenger RNA from Brassica napus (rape), 1578 nucleotides. RefSeq names its product rho GTPase-activating protein 5-like. The transcript has 4 exons. NCBI's taxonomy places the organism in Eukaryota, Viridiplantae, Streptophyta, Magnoliopsida, Brassicales, Brassicaceae. Gene Ontology annotation, biological process: signal transduction. The record is from RefSeq and is a predicted model, not a curated record. Gene Ontology annotation, molecular function: GTPase activator activity. Bases 319 to 1407 code for a protein of 362 amino acids.
AUAAAGACUUAGGAAACAGAACACAACGUAGUGAUUCCCACGUUACACCUUUCCUCCUAACCUGUUCCUUCAUCACCACUCAAUCUCCGCAACAUAACUUUUGUAACGUGUUACCUCCCAUCUUAAAAAUCUUUUCUCAAUCUUCAGCCGGCCAUGACCAUUUCUUAGUCCCAAACCUUCUUGCGAGGAGAGAUAGAGAGAGUGAGAAGGCACCGCAAGCCCCAACUUUGGUGGUUAUUAUCGGUGGGUCGUGUCGUCCUGGAGCUGUCUCGUUGUUUCCCCACGACGGCGGAGGAGGAAGUAAACGAGUGGAGAACCAUGGACAUUGGUGGUCCAACCGAUGUUCAACACGUGGCUCACGUGACCUUUGAUCGUUUCAACGGCUUCCUUGGCCUUCCGUCUGAGUUUGAGCCUGAUGUCCCCAAGAAAGCUCCCAGUGCAAGUGCAACAGUGUUUGGAGUUUCAACAGAAUCAAUGCAGUUAUCAUAUGAUUCGAGAGGGAACUGUGUUCCUGUAAUACUAUUGCUACUGCAGAGCAGGCUAUAUGAUCAAGGAGGGUUGAAGGUAGAAGGAAUAUUCAGGAUAACAGGAGAGAACAGCGAGGAAGAGUAUGUAAGGGAGCAGCUUAAUAAAGGGAUGAUUCCUGAUGGGAUCGAUGUUCAUUGUCUAGCUGGACUUAUAAAGGCUUGGUUCAGAGAGCUGCCUAGAGGAGUGCUAGAUCCUCUGCCAUCUGAGCAAGUACUGCAAUGUGAAUCAGACGAGGAUUUCAUCAAGGUUGUGAGGCUAUUACCUCAGACAGAAGCUUCUCUUCUCAACUGGGCCAUCAAUCUCAUGGCUGAUGUUGUUCAGUUUGAGAAUGUUAACAAGAUGAACUCUCGUAAUCUUGCUUUAGUCUUUGCCCCUAACAUGUCUCAGAUGAAAGACCAGUUAACCGCAUUGAUGUAUGCGGUCCAAGUGAUGAAGCUGCUGAAGUGCCUCACAGAGAAAGCCCUGAGAGAAAGGGAAGUCACUUCUCCCCCAGUUGAUACAAGAUCUAGCAAUGAAGCCGAAGACGGCGAGAAGGAAGUAGACAAUGAAGAAGAAGAUGAAGAGGAGGAAGAAGGAGAUGGAGAUGGAGAUGGCGUGUACAUAAUUGAGGAAGUAGACAGUGAAGCGGAAGGUGGCGAGAAGGAAGUAGACAAAGAAGAAGAAGAAGAAGAAGAAGAAGAAGAAGAAGAAGAGCAAGAUGGAGAUGGCGUGUACAUAAUUGAGGAAGAAGCAUUGCAGAUAACAAGAGUGGUUGCUGAUGACCACAAGUCGGAGAGCAUGAAGAGUGCGUAUGAUGGAUCUAUUACAUCUGAUUCAAAGGGAGUUGAUGGAGUUGUGCAGCCACUCAUUUGCAAUCCAGACCACAUAGGAAACAAGUGAAGUUGAUGUUUUUUUUAAAGUAUUUGUGUUUGGAUUGCUUUUAUCUUAUUAUUGCAUUAUGUAACUUCUAAGUAAUGUUAGUUUGUUGUUGAAUGGUGGUAUGAUAUGAGACUAACUCUAUGUUAUGAAAAGUAUAAAACUUAAAGCAAGAAACAUCACUUUCAUUCCUUA